ACAACUUCGAAUGAACCUUUGGGCACAAUAGGCCUUGGCAUGGCCGCACCGAAACACUAAUUCGAGGAACUGCGGCAAGCAAAGGUCGCCUAAAUAACGCACAACACGCCAGUUUGCAAGGCUGCUAAGUUAAACAGCAAGAUAAACAAUUUCUCGGUCUCUUUUAUGAAUGCUCGAAGAAGAAAGGAAAGAUGGCGGAAUCACCAAACCCAAGUCCAAGAAGACUGAAAUUUGAGCAGCUUCGCGCCGAUUAUGAAUUGUUUCUUCAGACUUUUGAAAAGCCAACACAAAUUUACAGAUACUUGAGAAGCAGACAAGCUCUUUCACCAUUGUACUUGCAACGCUCUCUAUCAUACAUGAAGGAUAGAAGGACAAGUCAUGCAGACAGUUCAAAAGAAAGAAGAAAAAAGUUCAAACUUGAUGAUUUACUGGACAAAAGAAAGGCACAGCUGCAAGAAAUAAUGAACAAGACUGAUGAUGAUGAGUUCUCAAGCAAUCAAAAUGAAAACUUUCUCAACAUCACAUUUGCUGGGUUCUUCCAUGGUCCAGAGUUUGGUGAAGAAAUAUUUAAUACCAGUGACUUAAGUAAACAAGCCUCGCUAAAAGAUGAGUUUGUGGAUGUAAAUUUGCAGCUGAUGAAAAUUUUGACAAGAAAAAAGAAGGGUGAAGAGUUCCCAGUUGAUUCACUUGAUCUUGGUCGAUGUACAUCAAAGUGGAAUCCUAGUUCCCAGGCCCUUUCAGCUCCAGCGUCAAGCUCUGUUUCCAUUCCACGCAAGGCUUUCAAAGAGGAGGGCAAGACUGUCAAAACGCAUAUUCUCUCUAUUCAGGUGACUGUGCCAGUUUCCAAACGGGGAGCUAAGAGGUCUUCCAGAAAAAAAGGGGGCUCUGAGGACGCAAGUCAGUCAGACAAGGACGCUGAAGAUUCCUCAAGCACUGUGUCAGAGCCUCCUACGAAGAGGCCAAAGAUUCUGCUUUCAGAUGGUGCUGAUGACGUGGCCUCCACACCUGAAUGCAAGAAACGCAUUUACACUGCAGAGCUCAUUGUCUUUGACAAGCAUAAAAACUGUCUGCUUACAAAUGGCGAAUAUGAAUUGCUGCUUCAUAACUACUGGAUGCAAGAUGGAGAUGACGAGACCAUACAGAAGGGAAAAACAUGGGAAAACGGAUUCAGGAAUAAGCUUGGACCGUUUGAAAUGUUCGCAUUUGGUCCAACGAUCAAGUUCAAACUAGCCUGGAAGGACAAGCCUAUCGCGCCUUUCCAAACCAGAUCAGUUUCUCUAAUUCAAAAGCUUUCAAAGCAAAACAAAAGCAAGAAAGGCCAAGAAACGUCUGAGUCUGUAUCAAAAGAGCAACAGCAGCCACAACAACAACAGCUGAGCGUUCCUUCGCAGCGAGUUUUUUAUCAAUUUAUCUACAACAACAACACAAGGCAGCAGACCGAGGCACGGGAUGAUUACUACUGCCCAUGGUGUUCCCUCGAUUGCAUGAAGUUGUAUAGUUUGUUAAAGCAUCUAAAAACUUGUCAUAGCAGAUUCAUUUUUAUGUAUACGUCGUUAUCGAAAGGUGCUCGGAUCGACGUUUGCAUCAAUGAAAAUUACGGGUAUUCAUUUGGUGGAAAAAACAGAGUAAUUCCAUCUGGAGGGCUCAGUGGAUUUCCAACUAGGAAACAGCCUGUAACCGAAUGUAUAGUAUGGAGGCCACACAAAGAUGCGGAAGAUCUACAGGAAUUCACAGAGCCUGACUGCACUGAUAUAGAUGGAGUAAAACCGUUUUUUAAAGGACAUGAUAGAGUUUACUACCAUUCAGAUGGUUGCAUUCCGAUGAAAACAUCGGAAAUAGAUUAUAACAGUGAACAUGAUGCGACGCCUGAUUGGCUGAAAUCCCAGAUGGAAUACAUGAUUGACGAAUUUACUGAUGUAAAUGAGGGUGAGAAAGAACUAAUGAAAAUGUGGAAUAGUCACAUAAUGAAAGGAUGUUAUAUAUCGGAUUUUCAACUGCCGCUUGCGUGUAAAUCGUUCGUCGAAGAGCAUGCUCGUGAGAUAAUGGAGAAAAAACUGGCGAGAAAUUUGCUACUGCAUCUGGUAAACCUGUGUGAAUUCAAUAUGAUUAGUCAACCAACUAUAUUCUCAACAAUGACUGUUUUUAAAAACAUUGUUUCUGAUUCAGGGCACGGGGACAAUGAGAAGAUUUGAUAGAAUCGUGAUGGAUUUAGGGACAUGUUUGGAAUAGUUGUAAGAUAUUCGCUUGUUUUGUGUAAAGUUGCCGUCAGUUUGACAUGAAAAGAAAAAAAUGGCAGUUGAGAGACCAAAAAAGGAAUUGGUGUUGAUCAGAUACGGAGAAAAGAUUAUGGAGAAGUUCAAUGAUAGUUUAAUGUGGGAUUGGUAAGUCAGAGAGGAACUAGAGACAAGGAUUUGCGCAAGAGAAGGGUUGGGAGUUGAUAACUGAAGAAUGAGAGAAAAGAGAAAGAAAUCUAAUUGUUGAUAAUAAGGGAGAUAGGUGUAACUUAUGUUAUUUAAUUGAAGGGGUGGAUACAUUUCUAGCAUGGAUCAGGUUUUAUCUUGAUAACGAAGUUUUUCGAAGCAAGAUUCAGAGAGUUGUUGAAAAGAAAGUUGAUGAUGCAAUCUUUAAUUGCAUCAAGCGAGGAAGAAGAAUAUUAAUUUCGUUUUUCUUUUAUAGUUGACAUUGUUGCAAUGUUUGAAUAGCUUAGCGUUGAUUAUUGCAAUGUCUUUAAACUUUUUUACCUUUAGCUGCCAAAUAGAAAUUAUUUCAUAUCGAAUUUACAAUUCCCCUGUGUCGGUGGCAUGAGAUGAAAUUUUCUCAAGAAAUUUUUAUCAACUGUGCAAUGCUGUUGCAGGCUUUAAUUUAGAUAAUUCAAAAACAUGCAUGUAUAGUACAAAAAUGAACGAUUAAGUAGUAGAAGUCAAUGCAUGUGUUGUUUCGCACAUGUAAAUAAAUCGCGAUGACCGUUUUUAGCUUCCCGGAAGUAGGAAGAUUUCUUAGAACUGAUAAGCAUCUAGAAGCAUCCAUUCAUAAGCCGAUGUGUUUGGAACUGCACUGCAGACUAUGUAAAUAAAGGCCUUAAACUAGGAGAUGUAUAAUGUUGAAUACUUUCGGUAUUUUGAAAAACAUUCUGUUCAUUGAAUUGAUCAUUUAUCACUAAGUUUCAUGCUCAGUCAUUUAGGCCAUAGGUUUUUUAAUUUCGUAGUGCUUUCAAGUCUUGAUACUUAAGCCUGAUUUCUAAUUACAAUUUUUCUUGCUUUUAUCUGUUAUUUAAAGUUAUAUGUUGUAUUUUGGUCACAUUGUUAAUCAUACCUUCCAUGAUUUUUU
Molecule: messenger RNA, 3327 nt
Organism: Rhopilema esculentum
Lineage: Eukaryota; Metazoa; Cnidaria; Scyphozoa; Rhizostomeae; Rhizostomatidae
Product: polycomb protein suz12-A
Cellular component (GO): nucleus; RSC-type complex; ESC/E(Z) complex
Molecular function (GO): chromatin DNA binding
Source: RefSeq, a predicted model, not a curated record